Molecule: messenger RNA, 1604 nt
Organism: Talaromyces proteolyticus
Lineage: Eukaryota; Fungi; Ascomycota; Eurotiomycetes; Eurotiales; Trichocomaceae
Exons: 2
Coding region: 160-1512 (450 amino acids)
Source: RefSeq, a predicted model, not a curated record
CUUCAUGAUCCUGGAGGAAGAGAUCACCGACGACUCGGAUACGCUGCCGUGUUCGAUUUGCGGCGAUAAUGAUAACGAAGAAGUGUUGCUGUUGUGUGAUGGCUGUGAUGUGCCCUCUCACACCUAUUGCUUGGGGUUGGAUGCGGUGCCGUCUGGCUCAUGGUACUACCCAAUCGCAGUCGGCAACCAGAACGUCGGACCCGUGCACAGCAGCGCAUGCUUCGUAACCGCAACCAGGCCAACUCCCUCCAGUGGGCUGCUGUGUGGCAAUCGGUCUACGACAGGCUGAACCUUGAUCUCGACUUUCCGUUCGACGAUUCAGACCACCGGUUCUCGUUGCUUUCAGACUAUCAAGUUUUCUCACAAGCCUCCCCUCGACAAAGCUCGAGUCGUGCGUGGCAACGCCGGGUGGAGGUUGCAGAGCGUCAGGGCGGUGGCCGCAGUUUCCGUGACCCCACUGCCAUUCUCGAUGAAUAUGUUCCCCGGCCAUCACGUCCCCGCGUCCCUCGCGCCCCAACCCCACAGCCGGAGUCUGUUGAAGAGAUGCGCGCUUGGAACGCAUUUGAACGUGCUAGAGAACUAGAGAACGAUCCUAAUCCCUCCCGCAAACGCAAAGAACCAACCAUUUCUCCGUCCCCUGAACCGACGGAACCCGAGAGAAAGUUGAAAAGACCACGCACGAGACGCACGGAAGAAUUAGCCGCAAUGGCCACACAGAAUAACAAUGGCGAACCGUCGCGGUCUGCAGCUCGUCCUCAGUCAGAGAACCUCUCCGGCGAACCCAGUUUUCUCCAAUCUUUACUCAAAGAGGUAGAAGAUGCCUCCCACCACAGCAACUCAAUUGGACCCUCUGCGUUUACAAAUACCCCGACUGAAUUUCAUAGCUCUUCUGGUCCUUCCUCUCCUUCUCUCUCAUCAGCAUCCUCAAACCGAUCAUCGCCUCGAUUGUCGUCCACCAGUCCUCCACCACACUCCCGAAGAAGACCAGUCUCACCCAUACAGCUUUCUCCAAGUGUUGUAUCUCUUUCUUCUCCUACACAGGAAUUUUCUCCUUCAGUCUCUCCAAAUCAAAGCCAAGAAAAUGCCAAUGAGUCCAAUCCUCAUCCUGACAGAAAACACCGUUCUUAUAGACGCCAGCAGGAAAUUGCGAGGUCGAAUGAGAAUUCACCGUCCCGCAAAGGUCUUUCUCUUUCUGUCAAAUCAGAUGUGCAAAAACUAGUUGGAUCGGAACUGAAACCCUUCUACCGGAGCAAAGUCAUCACAAAGGAAGAAUACACUGAUAUCAACCGCACGACCUCACGCAAGCUUUACGAAAGUGUUGGAGAUGUGGAGAGUUUAGAGGAAGGGGAUCUUGCAGGACUGAAAAGCAUCGCCGAGAAGGAGGUUAAACAGGCGGUUGAGAUGCUUCAAAAAGAGAAAGCAGAAACAAGCGACAGACAGACUGGGACCCUCUCUGAUGCACCUGGAAAAGCUACUCCCGUCGCACCUCCAGGAGGCGGCGAGGAGAGCUAAUAUGUAAUGACCUAUGCAUGACAACGGCGUUGGAACGUGAUUAUUAUUUGGCUUGAUUCAGCGUCACUCAACUUGAUCGGCGAGUAUAAGGA